Molecule: messenger RNA, 2126 nt
Organism: Linderina pennispora
Lineage: Eukaryota; Fungi; Kickxellomycota; Kickxellomycetes; Kickxellales; Kickxellaceae
Exons: 3
Coding region: 27-2126 (699 amino acids)
Molecular function (GO): oxidoreductase activity; copper ion binding
Source: RefSeq, a predicted model, not a curated record
CUUUCCUCCCUUUAUUUCUUUCCACCAUGCUACUACACACUUUACUUUUGCUGGUCUCCUCUACCGCUGCGCUGGCAAGGCGGGUUGUAGUUGACUGGGAUGUCACAUAUGUGUACAUGAUGCGUGAUGGAGUCAAUUACAAGCAGUCGAUUGGCGUCAACGGUCGGUCUCCAAUCCCGCCUGUGUAUGCAACUCGCGGCGACACCCUCAUCCUCAACGUGCACAAUUCGCUGAACGUAACUACGACGAUCCAUGCCCACGGCCUGUUCAUGCGCGGCAUGGCUUACAUGGACGGACCGAGAAUGACCACCCAGUGCGGAAUCCCGCCCGGUGAGUCAUUCACGUACAAGUACCAUCUCGAGCAGGAAGGCACCUUCUGGCUCCACGGCCACGACCACGAUCAAAACGCUGACGGGCUGCGCACUGCACUCGUCAUUUAUGACAAGGAGCCGCCGUACAAGUACGAUGCAGAGCAUUUGUUCACCUUCGAGGACUGGUACAAGGAGCAGUUUGCCGAACGUGCAGCACUGACCACUGACCCAACCCAGCCAUUCCCACCGCCGUCUGGCUACGGGUUUGGCCUUAUUAACGGCUACAACGGCAACACCACGAAGCCGAUCAGGUUUGAGCCAAAGAAGACUUACCGGAUCCGCCUUAUCAACAUGUCCAGCACCGUGUGGUUCAAGUUCCGGAUCCCCGGCCUCAAGCUACGCAUUAUUGAGGUUGAUGGGAUCCUGAGUGACGAACAUCCAGUUGAUGGUGUGCAGCUGGCACCUGCCAUGCGCUACUCGGUUCUGGUCACUGCACAUGACUCGGACGAGUACAACUACUACUUCAAGAUCAAGCUGUACGCGGACUUCAUUAAGCCAUCACCAGGUGAGACCCCACGCUUUUACUCUGGCCUGAUCGAAUAUAAGCAGGAGUCGCCAGUCAAGGAGUUCCCCGACGUCGAUGAUAGCACACUGACGUGGGUUGAAGAUAUAAAGCUGGCAGCACUUGACAAACAGCCACCACUGCCAGUCGACCGCUCGCUGCGUCUGACGGUCGGCAACAACCUCAUGUCCACAGGUCAGCACAUGAACCACAUCAACAAUAUCACAUACUACGCGCCACUGGUCCCCUCCCUGUUUACUGCAAUGACCACUGGCGACUUGGCAAUGAACCCCGAGGUCUACAAUAACCGGACACAUCCGGUCGUGCUGAAGCACAACGAGGUCAUUGAACUUGAAGUGCAUAACCCGAACAGACUUCCCCACCCUAUGCAUCUGCACGGCCAUGCGUUCCAGGUCACCGAGUAUGGCCCGUCGCUGGCGACGUUCCAGCCAGGCAGUACAUUUUCUCCGCUUGUGCAGUCGCUUGUUGCUCCGAUCCGGCGUGAUGUCAUGGAGAUCCCACCAAACUCGUAUAUCAAGGUCAGGUUCCGCGCCGACAAUCCGGGUGUCUGGCUGUACCACUGCCAUGUCAAUAUUCACGGCAGCCCCGAGAGUCUGCGGAUGCUCAUGACAUUUGUUGAAGCACCAGAUGUUCUGCAGAAGACGCAGACGCUUCCCAAGAGACUUAUUAGGCACUCGAUCCCUGCCCCUGAGCCUAUCAGUGUUCCGUCAGUCCAGGAUCCUGCUGUGCUCCCGGCCAGCACUGGUCCUUCUCACCAGCCCGAGCUUACUCGUCGCCAGUACGGAUGCGGUUUUUGUGGAGGGUACGGCUGUGGUAUCUGCGGCGGCUACGGUGGAUAUGGUGGAUAUGGUGGCUAUGGCAGAUAUGGCGGAUAUGGCAGAUAUGGCGGUUGGGGAUUCCCGUUUGUGAGCUCAUUCAACAGCGACUUCGAUCGUGCCACCAACCGUGCCAACUUUAACGAGAACACGAUGUACUCUAACAACAUCAACGCCAACCAGGCCAACGACGCUCUUGAGCUGCAGGUCCAGGCAGUGGCACAGCAAGCAGUCAGGGCUUCUCAGCAGGCGAUCCACAAUGCGUAUCGAGGUGUCGAGUCCUCUAUCCGCAAGGUCAACAAAUUGCUACCACUCAAUGACAGCAAGCAGGCCGAUGCUGAUGCAGAAGAUAGGUAUGCAGGCCGCAAACCCAAUGACAGAUACUUCCAUACCCCACGGCUGACCAUGGGUCUCUAG